Molecule: messenger RNA, 1521 nt
Organism: Pararge aegeria (speckled wood butterfly)
Lineage: Eukaryota; Metazoa; Arthropoda; Insecta; Lepidoptera; Nymphalidae
Product: cytochrome P450 4C1-like
Exons: 10
Coding region: 1-1521 (506 amino acids)
Molecular function (GO): monooxygenase activity; heme binding; iron ion binding
Source: RefSeq, a predicted model, not a curated record
AUGCUGUUUCUGUGUUUGCUCGUGUUGCUGCUAGUGCUGCUGGUGAUUGUAUCGGUCAAAAUAAGAUCGAAAAAAUUGAUAGAACUACACAGACAGAUCAAAGUGAACUUCCCCUAUGUCCCGGUGAUCGGACACGCCUACAAGUUUAUUGGAACUAAUGAAGAUCGCAUGCUGAUGUUCGACGAGCUCGGCCGCCAGGCGCACUGCAACCCGUACGGGCUGGCCAGCUUCUGGCUCGCGCACUACUUGUGUGUGUCGAUAUCCGAUCCCGUGUGUGCGAGUGCUGUGCUGAAAACUUUUUCUGACAAGUGGCCCGUCACGUUGUCUAUGCGCCACCUACUUGGUAAUGGAUCAGUUUUUGCGGAAGCGGAAAUAUGGCGACUUCGUAGGAAAAUUCUUAUUCCGGUAUUCAAUUCUAAAUACUGCGAUAAUUUUGUGAAAGUCUUCGAACGAAACAAUGAAGUAUUGAUUGAAAAGCUCGCCGCGGUGGUGGGACAAGGAGACAUUUCGAUGUGGCCGUUCUUCAGUUCCUACACUCUAGACUCUGCUUUUGGUAUGACUUUUGGUGAAAACGUCAACGCCCAGAAGGAUCCAAAUCACCCGUUCGCCAAAGCAUUUCAAGAUUAUUUUCGGAACAUGGCGGUGCGCGUCUGCCAGCCGUGGCUGUUUAGUGCCGCGCUGUACGAGCUGCUGCCCGCGGGCCGGCGCCAGGAGCGCAACCGCCGCGUCCUGUGGGACUACCUCGAUGACAUUAUCACAAAAAAGAAGAGGAAAAUAUCCGCAGAAAAACUCGAAAACGAAUUGGAACAUCACAGACAAAAUACCGUAAAUAAUAAUUUCAAAUCAUUUCUGGACCUUUUGAUUGAGUUCUCCGGUGGUGAAGAUGGAUAUACUGACACCGAGUUGCGUGAAGAGACGAUUGUGUUGAUCCUCGCUGCCACCGACACCUCCGCCACCACGCUGAGCAUCGCGGCCGUGCUGCUAGCCAACCACCCCCGCGUGCAGGACAAAGUUUACGAAGAGUUACAAGAAGUUUUGGGAGAUUCAGAGAGAUGCCUUGAUAAUUUAGCGAAGCUGAAAUAUUUAGACGCGGUGGUAAAGGAAACCCUGCGUCUGUACCCCCCGGCGCCGGUAACGGUGAGAAGAUGCGACAAAGAUCUAGAAUUACCUUCCGGCUUAGUUCUCAAUAACGGCUGUUAUUUCCUGCUAAACUUCUGGAGCAUACAUCGCAACCCCCACUGCUGGGGCGCAGACGCGGACGAGUUCCGGCCGGAGCGCUUCUUGUCCGUGACGCCGCAGCAGCUGUCCGCGUUCAUGCCGUUCGGCCACGGCCCCCGCAGCUGCACCGGUUUCAGUUUGGCUUUAACUUCGAUCAAGUUGUCUCUGGCGGAGACGCUGCGGCGGUUCCGCGUGGCGCCGGGCGCGGGCUACGCGUGCGGCGCGCGCGCACCUCUGCGCGUCACCUUCGACAUCAUGCUGAAGCACGUGCACAACUUUGAAGUGCAGUUGGAGAGGAGAUGA